AACAACAUCUCCACCGAAUUAACAGAUUUCAACACGGUCUUUGUGAUUUACAACAAAUAUGAGCAUUGACACGAAUAUUUUAAAAACAUUGCAGACUGGAAAUGAACAGGAUGUAUGUUUAGUGCUCGAGGCUUUUACGACAAAGAAUGCACAGACCUUCAGUUUUCCUGAACUGACUUUGGAUGUAAAACAGAAAUGUGUGGAGGCCAUCCUGGACCUCCUGCGGGUACAGGGUGCUGCCAAAUGCCACAUCCUAUGCCUGGAGACACUGAGACUGUUUAGUCGUGAGAAAGAGAAAUUGGCAGGCAUGAUAUCGGAGGUGGCUCUCAACCUGAUGAUGAAGAUGGCAGGUCUCCAGCAUUACUCUGAAGAGGAGGGCGAGUGUGUAACCAUACAGAAUGGUGACCCUGAUGUGAUGGUGGAAGCACAGAAGUGUCUUUGUAACUUAAUAUUCAACAAUGUUCAAGUCCAGAGAGUCUGCAGUAAAAAUGGAUGUGUGGAGGGGAUCAUACAGCGACUGAAGACGUACAAAGACCCUGAUCUUAAAUUUGAAAUAAAGUUCUUUGAUAUGAGGAUGCUGUUCCUGUUGACUGCCCUGUGUGCUGAAACAAGACCCUUGAUCCGUUAUGAGUUGCACGGGUUUACAUAUCUGAUGGAAGUUGUUGACUUAAUCCUACGGGAUGCAGAUGCUCGACAGUCUGGACUCACAGAACAGGAAGUUGAUCUCUGCUGCGAAAUCCUCAAAAUUCUCUUUAACAUCACAGUCCCGAUUGAUAAAAAUGCUUUAGAUGAGGAAGAGGAAGCUCACUUCAUGCGCCUGGUCAGUGUACUGCGGGACCUAUUGAUGUGUAGAACACAGAGCAAAGAUCGUCAGGAGGAACUGAAGAGUCACACGGUGAACCUACUAACAAACAUCCCACGAGACUGCUAUGAGGAGUUACUUAUCCCUCUUAACGAGAUUGACGUUGGUGGCAUGGAGAAUAAAGAUGUAGAGUUUGAUGGGAAAAAUAUGGAGGCAGUUAUAGUCCUGCUGGACUUUCUGUACAACAGGCUAGACGUGCCGAUGAAGUCGCUGAAGGAAAGCCUCACUCCUAUUCUUCAUUGCCUGUGUGAGACAUGUAGGGCUAAUAGAGCUAUCCGCAAGUUCUGUCGCUCUAAGGUGUUACCACCUUUGAAGGAUGAGGUGAAGAAAUUACCAGAAGAUGGAGAUACACUUAGAAACAGACUAUGUAAGCUGUUAACAUCACCGAUCACAGAUGUGAAGGACCUGGCUGCUGAUUUUCUGUUUGUUUUGUGUAAAGAGAGUGUCAACAGAAUGGUGAAGUACACUGGCUAUGGGAACAGUGCUGGGCUCCUAGCCAAUCGGGGUCUUCUGCUCGGAGGGAAGUCAGGGGGAGACUACUCCAGCAACUCGGAUGACUCGGACACAGAAGAGUAUAGCCAACUGCGAGACAUGGUAAAUCCUGUUACUGGAAGGUGGGAGGAGGACAAACCAGACCCUUUUGAGGGGAUGAGUGAAGAACAGAAGGAGUUUGAAGCCAUGAAAUUGGUCAACAUGAUGCACAAACUCCAAUGCCAAGGGAUAAUACAGCCGAGUGGUGUGGAUGAGUCUGGCCGUCCUCAGCCUGUUGAACAUGUUCUAGAACUGAUGGAAAACAUGACCAACCCCAGUGGAGCAACAGGGGAGCAGGAGGAGCUGGAUUAGGAACCCUAUCAGAGAAAGGCCAGAAUGGGCCAUUUUAUCGUCUGCUCUUUAUAAAGACAGAUGAACGGUAUAUUUCCACAUAUACCUGGGUUGCAAUCUUGCCAAUUUUGACAAGUGCCGGGUUUGAAGCUGGAAUUCAGAACCUGAUGACAUUUUUUGCGCCACAAAUUACGGCAAGCAAAGUUUUGUCAAAUAUUUUAACUACGCAGGUUGGCAGAUAGAUGGUGUUUGUACACAUGUUUGAACAAACUUACACUGGCUGUGGAAUCAAUAUUCUGUAAGCAGCAUUAAAUAAUCUACCUUGUGUUGUCUUUAGAUCUGAAAAACACUGCCUGAUGAUCUGGAAUAUCUAUCAUAUUAUAAAGCUAUAAUCUCUCAUAUAUAUUUCUGUUUUGUAAAAUUUCUAAAAUGUACUUUAAUAAAACAGAAAAUGGUAUACAUCAUAAAUUCCUCUGUUUAAUAGAUUUCAUUGUUUUGAUAAUUUCAAGAGAUUACAGGAACAUGAAACAAAAUCAUAUUACCUGGGUAUUUGGAUUUUGAUAAUGGCUAUCUAAUGAAAAAUUUCUAACAGAAAAGAUCUAGGGGGUAAUUGUAGUUUAAAAAUAUGGAAUUUUUCCAAUGGUAUAAAACUGAAAAGUAUCAAGCAUAUAUUUCUUUUUUGUGUUUAUUAUAUGUAUAUUAAUUCACUCAAUUUAAGAUAUUUUGUGGAGCAUUUUUGGAAGGUGCAAGUCUCCUAAAAAAAUGAACAAAAUUAAAAUCUGCUAUAUUACAGAAAGAGACACAGGGUUUAUAUGAAUGGCGAUUACAAUUAACACCUGCAGGAUAAAUUUUAAGGUCAUUUUGAAAAUCCAGGUCCAGAUGAAUCAAAGAUCAAGGUAGAGUAGUAUAAAGUAUUAAGCCAACAUAUAUCAUAGAGAGAUAUUUGAGAUUUGAAUGAGGCGAGGGAAUGCUGCCAAGAUAUUGAUGAUAGUGGUGAGGGUUCCCUCUCCUCUGUCUUAUAGUGGCAGUAGUCAUAGAAGAGAGAGCUUAUUUCUUACAGGGUUUUCUAUUGCAAAGUAUUUUUGAUAAGGAAUAUGAAACUGGUAGUAAAUUUCUCAAUGUCUACGGCUGUUAUAUUUUGAAAAUAUUGGAAAUGUCAUCUUCUUAUAAUGUUUUAAUUUUUUUUGUGUUGAUAUAUUAGAGGACAUAAAAUAUAAGAAAGGUAUGAUCUGGUUUUAAAUCUUCAGUGCUUUGAAAAAAAAAAUUUUGAUCAAUAUUUAAAAUAAUGAUUCUCAAACAUGCGUACUAUAUCUUCUGAUUAAAAAUUUAAUAAAUCAUUAUAGAUUCUGUGAAAGAAAAUUUUGGAAAAUGGAAUUUUGACAAAGAUAUAAGUUAGUGAUCUAGAAGAUCUUGAUGGUUACUUGACAGAUGCACUAUGUGAUAUUUGAAUGAUGGAAUUUCGACUAUUCACUAUCUGUAGAUUAACAUUUCAUACAACCAAACAGACUUUUUCAAUACUUAAAUGCAUAGGUGGUUUCUUCAUAGUCAACAGCUGGUUGCUACUUCAAUGAACAACAUACAGGAGGCCCGUCACUUGCUAUUCAGAGCAGUUGAGUAAUGUGCUGUGUCCAAGGACAUAACAAAUACAGCAAAUGACGGCCUCUCAGCAUCUUGAAAAAUAUAAACUGCUCUGAGUAAGGAUCGUUAAACCACACACCUCAGAUUGUCGCCUCCAAUAUUCUUACAACUGAGCUAUCAGACCCUUAUGUGUGGGCCAGAAACAGUGCAAAAAUAGGACUUGUAUGUAGGCCAGGAAUUGUACAGAAAUAGGAUUUGUAUGUAGGUCAGGAACAGUACAGAACAGAAAUAAGACCUGUUUAGGCCAGGAACAGUAUAGAUGUAAGUGUUGUGUGUAGGCCAGGAACACUACAGAACAGAAAUAAGACCUGUUUAGGCCAGGAACAGUAUAGAUGUAAGUGUUGUGUGUAGGCCAGGAACAGCACAGAACAGAAAUAAGACCUGUUUAGGCCAGGAACAGUAUAGAUGUAAGUGUUGUGUGUAGGCCAGGAACAGUACAGAACAGAAAUAAGACCUGUGUAGGCCAGGAACAGUAUAGAUGUAAGUGUUGUGUGUAGGCCAGGAACAGUACAGAAGCAAGACUUGUGAACAGCACCUCUCAGAGGUACAUGUAUAAAUGUAGUCACUGAGAAGCCAAACAGCAGAGAGAUUUGGUAUGUCGACGAUAGUUUGAAGUUUGUUACUUUGAGUAAAAAGAAAAGUGUUUGGAAAAAGAACCAAAGCUAUACAACUUGGAAUUACAUUGAUUAUUGAUAUAAUGGGCAUAUUGAUUUCAAAUUCUGUUAUAGAUGUCAUGUAGAAAAUAGAAAUGUCAAACAUUGUAUAUGUAUGUCCUUCCUUUCCAGUCCUCUUGUGAUUGUAUGUGAAAGUUUGAACUUUUAAACAUUUAAUUAGCUAUAAGUAUUACUUUGUAAAAUCAUUAAUUAUCUUGGGUAUGUUAUUUGGUAAAGGGAGGUAACCUCAUAGAUCGCGUUACUGUGUGACUUAAUUCACCUUUUAUCGUUAGGUGAAACCAAAUGUGAUGAGAUGUCAGAUUACAGUGAUAUGGAUGAGUAAGAAGGUUAAUGUCAGAUUACACAGGUUUUGUAUAACUGUAUAUAGUGAUGAUGUAAAUAGUCACGUCAUUGUCUGGUGUUUUACAACCUAGGUUAUAGAGGAGCUUUAAUAUAUUGCUACACGUUUACAGUACAGACUGAUGUUUCAACUACAUAAAGUAAAAAAAAAAAAACAUCUAAUGGCUACUAGCAGUUGCUAUGACGUCAUAGUGGCAUAAUAACCACCAACUGUGACUCCUGUUGUGUUAAAAAUGACGGUAUGAGUAAGGCGUUGCUAUCGCUGUUUAAUGUUUCAGUGAUGUAUGAGUUUCUAGUCUAGCAUACUGAAGGUAAAUUGUGACAUACUUGUGUAAUGCUACUAAAGACACAUUCAUGAAAUUCUUUUCUCUCAAGUUCUAAUGAAAUUGUGUUUGCAGUUAUAUGACAGAUUACAGAAUUUUUGUUGACAUGUUGAUCUUUAGUAUGAUAUUGUAAACCAGCUUUCUUCCUCGGCUAUAAUCUUGAAUAAUUUCUACAUCACAAGUUCACAGCAACUGAUUUUGUAAAACAAACUAUACUCUGAUCUGUAACAAUUGAGUUUUGUAAAACAGACUAUAACUGUACUCUGUUAAGCUUUAAUAGUUGUUUGUCAUCCCUGUCUUAAUUUGUGACUAUUAACAUUUUGCAAAUUUAUUUUUAUCAAUUGCAUAUUAAAAUAGAAAGUUGGUUAACAGUAAUACUCAUUUAGAUCUCAAUUCCUACCAUUAUAUUCACCUCCUUCAGGUGGUAUAGCAUAGCACCUAUUGUUGUUUUAUUUGUGUAUUGUGUAAUGUGUACUAGAGGUUCAUUUUCAUGUCAUGGGGCCAUUAAGUGUAAGAUUAGAUAAAUACCAUUUAUCCUCACUUAACCUCAGAUCUCAGUCAAAACUUUAUAAAACUGUUAAAAUAUAUCUCUUGCCCAAAGAAUUUCUAAAUUAUUGUAAUUUAUCUAAUUUUUCAGCAAAGCAAAUGGAAAGAAAGUUAUUUACAGAUUGCAAAAUAUUAUAUAGUACCUGUAUAAGUAUUUGGUUUAUAAAACUUUCAUCAUAGUCCACUAUAGGAAUGAGUGGAAUACCAUGAAAUCAUUGUUCGAGAACUAAAUGUACACUGCCUACUUCUGUGAGAAUGUUAAAUAGGUAUUACAGGCUUGACUUUAAAUCAUUAUUGUGUUAUGUGCAUUAUUGUACGUCGAUCAGUUCUGUGGUAGUGUCUGGACUCUGUAUAUUAAGCUAAAUCAUGAGUAUGCAAAGUGUGAAUGUGGAUCAAUGAAAUGGACCAAUCAAAACUUGUUUUAUAGUAAUUAUUGAUAUCAAAAUUCAGUAAAACAUUUGAGAGAUGAAGUACAUUGUAAAUGUUAUAAUCUCUAUGAUUAUUUUGUGACUGAAUAGACAAGUUCGGAACUUUAUGGUCGCUUACAUAUUUCACUUUUUGUUCAACAGAAAAUGAAAACUUAAUAUGGUCGUGUUGUAUACAUUGCUUACAGUGGAGUAAAGUUGUUUUCAGGAAAAGGCAAUCUUUCUACACAGAUGUUGUGUUUGGAACUGCUUGGAUAAUGGAUGUAGAGAAAUGUCAUUAUUUUUAAAGACAGUUGAUCAGUUUAAAAUAGACAUUUAUAUCACAUCGGUGCUCAUAUUAAGUUGCUUACAUAUAGAGAGAUACAGUUCAUGAGACAAUGUUAUAGUUUUCUUAAAACUUGCUUAAAAUACUCCAGAAAAAUUACCUGAUUCGUUUAUGUAAAAUAUGUAUAAAACAAUUUCACAAAAUGGGCCAUGCCCACACAAAAGUAAAAAACAAAUUUACAAUAGACUUUAUAGUAUUUUGUUAAUAUUUCACAUCUAUAUCAGCGUUCAUGUUUUGCAUUUCAUGUCAAAAGCAGUCUUAUAACAGACUUAAGGGUAUUUUGUCUACUAUUCAUUAAUAUUUGAUUGAUAGACCUAACAUGUAUUGUUAUGAUUGAUUUUAGACACUAAUGAUCUUGCCUGAAAUCUAUACUCUGAAAAUUUGUUUUAGGAACAGAAGAACACAUCUGUGACUCGACAAAAACAAAAGCACACUACAGUAUUCAUUAGGUGCUUCACUAAUAUCAUGGUGAUACUUUUUAUCAUGUAAGUGUUGAGGUUUACUUAAUUGUUAACGGUAAAUAUUAAAAACAAAGCAUUAUGUCCUUGGAAUUGUCUUUGUUGUAUAGCAUUGAGAAACAUUUUAAAUGGAUAAAUCUAGUAGGGAAAAAAAAGAAAGAAAAAGAUUUUUAAAAAAUGAAUGCUCUUGGGUGCCUGUGUGAGAGGUCAGCCAUAUUUUGUGGUUAGGCUGAUGUUGUAAUGUAAGGUUCUAUAACAUAUAAACAUUAUUUUUUAAAAAGUGCUGAUUUAAAAUAUUCAAUAUUAGCUUCAAUUAUAAUUUAUUGUGAGAAUGUGAUCAUAUAAAAUCCAAAUAAAGUCAUGUCUGAAAGUA
Ylistrum balloti is the source of this 6785-nucleotide messenger RNA. RefSeq names its product synembryn-A-like. Gene Ontology annotation, molecular function: guanyl-nucleotide exchange factor activity; G-protein alpha-subunit binding. The transcript is spliced from 15 exons. Gene Ontology annotation, cellular component: cytoplasm. The record is from RefSeq and is a predicted model, not a curated record. Gene Ontology annotation, biological process: G protein-coupled receptor signaling pathway. Lineage: Eukaryota; Metazoa; Mollusca; Bivalvia; Pectinida; Pectinidae. The coding region runs from base 59 to 1705 and encodes 548 amino acids.